This is a messenger RNA of Moneuplotes crassus, 704 nucleotides long. The record is from the annotation of a GenBank genome assembly. Lineage: Eukaryota; Ciliophora; Spirotrichea; Euplotida; Euplotidae.
GCCCUUCCAAGCCACCUGUCUUCCUCAACAACUGACAAUAAAAGUAGUGAUGUCGAGCAUUAAUAGGAUCAGGCAUAGGGAGAGAAUGAAUAACCCUGUUAGAGCAAAGACUGAGAAAAACAGUGUUGGUAAUAAAUGAGAUAUAUCAAGAAUCAGUAUAACUGGCCCUAAGAAGAUGAAAGAUGAUAAGAAGAAGAGAUGGGACCCUUAUUCUUCACAAUAUGUUGCUAAAUCACAACGAAAGCCUAAUAGCCAUUAUCCUAGUAGCUGAAAAUCUGGGUCUGGAAGGAUGAUGUUCAGAGGUAUUAAAUAUGACACCUUUUACAAAAUCAAGGAGAAAAAGGCUAAUAUCCAGAGAAAAAUUUCAUCACUAAAUCAGAAGGGAGAACUGAAAAAGCAUAAUGGUGCUUUCCAGAGCAGAUCGAAAUCAAUGACUGCUAAUCACACUGAAAUAGCCCAUUUUUAUAAUAAUAUGAAACAAAUACAACAGAGUAAUUCUCGAAAAUGAGUCUUCAGAGCCUUAUGAGACCAAUACGCUUGCUUUAAAAUCCGAGAUGACUCUUCAAAGAUGACCAGGAGCAUGCUCAUUGAGCCAAAUUUUGAUAGUAGAGGGUCCCAAGAUGUUAGAGCUACAGAAAACCCUGAACUUCUGAUACACAAACCUCCAAAAAGCAACUAUGGACUAUUUAGAGGAAGUAGGUAGG